Molecule: messenger RNA, 4046 nt
Organism: Calidris pugnax (ruff)
Lineage: Eukaryota; Metazoa; Chordata; Aves; Charadriiformes; Scolopacidae
Gene: AP1B1
Product: adaptor-related protein complex 1 beta 1 subunit
Exons: 23
Coding region: 152-3043 (963 amino acids)
Biological process (GO): intracellular protein transport; vesicle-mediated transport
Cellular component (GO): membrane coat; clathrin adaptor complex
Molecular function (GO): clathrin binding
Source: RefSeq, a predicted model, not a curated record
UUGUGAUGCUUCCCAUGAGAUCCCAAACUCUUUCUCUCCUCUGGCUUUUCCAUCCUGGAUCUCUCCAUUAGUGACCCCAGCCAGGAAGUUGUCCACCCUUAACCUCUCUUGUCUGCCUCCCCCAGGGACCUGCCGCUAGCUGGAGACCACCAUGACGGACUCAAAGUACUUCACCACCACGAAGAAAGGGGAGAUAUUUGAGCUGAAAGCUGAACUCAACAGCGACAAGAAGGAGAAGAAGAAGGAGGCUGUGAAGAAGGUGAUAGCGUCCAUGACUGUUGGCAAAGAUGUCAGCGCGCUCUUCCCGGACGUGGUGAACUGCAUGCAGACGGACAACCUGGAGCUGAAGAAGCUGGUCUACCUCUACCUGAUGAACUACGCCAAGAGCCAGCCAGACAUGGCCAUCAUGGCAGUCAACACCUUCGUGAAGGACUGUGAGGACCCAAACCCUCUGAUCCGGGCUCUGGCUGUGCGGACCAUGGGCUGCAUCCGUGUGGACAAGAUCACGGAGUAUCUGUGCGAGCCCCUGCGGAAGUGCCUGAAGGACGAGGACCCGUACGUGCGCAAGACGGCAGCCGUCUGCGUGGCGAAGCUCCACGACAUCAACGCCCAGCUGGUGGAGGACCAGGGCUUCCUGGACACCCUUAAGGACCUCAUCUCGGACUCCAACCCCAUGGUAGUGGCCAAUGCAGUAGCAGCUCUGUCGGAAAUAGCGGAGUCUCACCCAAGCAGUAACCUCCUGGACCUCAACCCCCAGUCCAUCAACAAGCUGCUCACGGCCUUGAACGAGUGCACGGAGUGGGGCCAGAUCUUCAUCCUGGACUGCCUGGCCAACUACAUGCCCAAGGAUGAUCGGGAGGCCCAGAGCAUUUGCGAGCGGGUGACGCCCCGCCUGUCACACGCCAACUCGGCGGUGGUGCUCUCGGCGGUGAAGGUGCUGAUGAAGUUCAUGGAGAUGCUGUCCAAGGACCUGGAUUAUUACGGCACGCUGCUGAAGAAGCUGGCCCCGCCGCUGGUCACCCUGCUCUCCGCCGAGCCCGAGCUGCAGUACGUGGCUCUCCGCAACAUCAACCUCAUCGUGCAGAAGAGGCCCGAGAUCCUGAAGCACGAGAUGAAGGUGUUCUUUGUGAAGUACAACGACCCCAUCUAUGUCAAACUGGAGAAGCUGGACAUCAUGAUCCGCCUGGCUUCCCAGGCCAACAUCGCUCAGGUGCUGGCAGAGCUGAAGGAAUACGCCACGGAGGUGGACGUGGACUUUGUGAGGAAGGCAGUUCGAGCCAUCGGGCGCUGUGCCAUCAAGGUGGAGCAAUCGGCCGAGCGCUGUGUCAGCACCCUGCUGGACCUCAUCCAGACCAAAGUCAACUACGUGGUGCAGGAGGCCAUCGUCGUCAUCAAGGACAUCUUCCGCAAGUACCCCAACAAGUAUGAGAGUGUCAUCGCCACCCUCUGUGAGAACCUGGACUCCCUGGAUGAGCCCGAGGCCCGGGCUGCCAUGAUCUGGAUCGUGGGAGAGUACGCCGAGCGGAUCGACAACGCCGACGAGCUGCUGGAGAGCUUCCUGGAGGGAUUCCACGAUGAGAGCACCCAGGUCCAGCUGCAGCUGCUGACAGCCAUCGUGAAGCUCUUCCUGAAGAAGCCCACGGAGACGCAGGAGCUGGUGCAGCAGGUUCUGAGCUUGGCCACGCAGGACUCCGACAACCCCGACCUGCGGGACCGUGGCUACAUCUACUGGCGCCUGCUCUCCACCGACCCCGUGGCCGCCAAGGAGGUGGUGCUGGCCGAGAAGCCCCUCAUCUCCGAGGAGACGGACCUGAUCGAGCCCACGCUCCUGGACGAGCUCAUCUGCUACAUCGGGACGCUGGCCUCUGUCUACCACAAACCCCCCAGCGCCUUCGUGGAGGGGAGCAGGGGGGUCGUGCACAAGAGUUUGCCCCCGCGGACGGGCUCGAGCGAGAGCGCCGAGAGCCCGGAUGCAGCCCCCUCAGGGGUGCAGGCAGCGGAGCAGCCGGCCGUCAUCCCCACUCAGGGCGACCUGCUGGGUGACCUGCUGAACCUGGACCUGGGUCCCCCGGUGAGCGGGCCUCCCAUCGCCACCUCCUCCGUGCAGAUGGGCGCCGUGGACCUCCUCGGGGGUGGCUUGGACAGCCUGAUGGGGGACGAGUCGGAAGGGCUGCGAAGUGAUGUGGGAGGCAGCCCUGCUAUGGGUGGUGGCGGCAGCGGCGGCGGCUUCACACCAGCACCCAGCACCACGAUGCCAGCAAACAUGGGGGCACCCCUGGGCAGUGGCUUGGGAGACCUCUUUGACCUCACCGGUGGGGUGGGGACCCUGUCAGGAUCCUACGUGGCACCCAAAACGGUCUGGCUCCCUGCCAUGAAGGCCAAGGGGCUGGAGAUCUCUGGCACCUUCAGCCGGCAGGUGGGCUCCAUCUCCAUGGACCUUGUGCUAACGAACAAGGCUCUGCAGGUCAUGUCUGACUUUGCCAUCCAGUUCAACCGCAACAGCUUUGGCCUGGCCCCAGCAGCUCCUCUCCAGGUCCACGCGCCUCUCGCCCCCAACCAGUCCGUGGAGAUCUCCCUUCCACUGAACACCGUCGGCUCCGUCAUGAAGAUGGACCCCUUGAACAACCUCCAGGUCGCUGUGAAAAACAACAUCGACGUCUUCUACUUCAGCACCCUGUACCCGCUGCACAUCCUCUUCGUGGAGGACGGGAAGAUGGAGCGGCAGAUGUUCCUGGCCACUUGGAAGGACAUUCCCAACGAGAACGAAGCCCAGUUCCAGAUCAAAGACUGUUCUCUCAACGCAGAUGCCGUUAGCAGCAAGCUCCAAGGCAGCAACAUCUUCACCAUUGCCAAGAGGAACGUGGAGGGGCAGGACAUGCUCUACCAGUCCCUGAAGCUCACCAACGGCAUCUGGGUGCUGGCAGAGCUCAGGAUCCAGCCCAGCAAUCCCAGUUUCACGGAUUUGGAGUUGUCCCUGAAAUGCCGAGCGCCCGAGGUGUCCCAGUACGUCUACCAAGCCUACGAAACCAUCCUGAAGAACUAAGGUGCUGCUGCAGCCCCUCCUCCUCCUCCUCCUCCUCCUCCUCUUCCUCUCCUCUCUUUCCUGCCCGAGGAAGCGGGGCAGGAUCUGUGCAUGUCUCCUCUCCUUCCUCCCGAGGAACCGGCCCCUGGGAAUCUCCCUCCAGCCCCCCCAAAAAAUGGAGCUGGUGCUCCCACCGGGGCUGGGGCGAGGGGAGGGGGACAGGGGUGUCCUGGCCAGUCCCCCUAGAAACCCCUGUGUGAGUGAUGCGGUGUCCUCCUCCCUCAUGUUGCCCCGUCAAGAGCCCUGGGUCACCCUCUGGCUGCUUUUUCUUAUUGGGGGAGAGGGGGGGCUGUUCUCCUCCUUUCCCCCCUGCAAAAAUCAUCCCAUUCCCACUGGGGUCUCGUGUCUGCCCAUGGUGGUGUUUGGGGAAGAGUUGGGCAUUCCUUGGGUCAGGAAUAGCACCCUGGGGCUCACUCUGGAGCCUUUUUGGGGCCCCAAGUGCUGGGGGGACCCCCCCACCCCGGGGCUCAGGGCUCUGUGCACCCCUGGGAGCAAGUGAGAAAUGGAUUCGGCUUCUUCCCUGGUUUUGUCCCCCUCGUUGGGGGGAGCUGUGGGUGCCCCCCUCCCCUGCCCUUUGGUUGGAAAGGGACCAGAAGGGGCUCCAACAUCUCAACUUUGAGGUGCAGUUAAAAAAAAAGGGCUUUUCCAGCCCCCGGGGUGGAGCUGGGAGGGCUCUGAGCAUCCAUUCCUGCCCCACUGCCCAGCCCCACGGCUCCCUCCCCUCCCCGCUGUCACCCACGGGUGCCGGAGGGGACGUGCUGCCUUCCCCUGCGGUGACACUACUCCUUCCCCUCCCCUCCCACCCCCCCAAAUAAAGCCAUGGGUCCCCCCGAACUAGAAGCGUUCAGUGCAGGAAAUACCUAAUAUAUAAAAUAUAAAUAUAUUGUAUGUUCACUUUGUUUUAAGCCAAGGUUGAAUAAAGGUGACAUCUGCCCUCGGAGCCCCUCCUGGGGACAGAACCCCC